CAGGAGAGUGCUUACUUGACAGCUUGAACAGUCCAUCCCUACGCGUCCAUGACUUGCAUCUUCUUUUUCCCCUGAUGUUGACACGGUCCGCCCCAGCCGAGGAUUGGAUUUUCGAACCCUAAUUUCUUGACAUACUUAUCUAAAUACUCUACAGCUCGGUCAUGACAAGAAAAGGCAGCACCAAGGUGAGGACAGGGUGCUUCACGUGCAAAGCACGGAAGGUGAAAUGUGACGAGGCCAAACCACGGUGUCAGAGGUGCACCUCCACAGGGCGCAAGUGCGAAGGCUACCCAGCCCUUCCCACCGGCCAGGCAGCAUACUCCUGGGCAGACCUUCUCACGCUUCAGACAGUCGUUCCGACUGUUACCCGACGAAAUCCAAGCACCAUCUAUACCUCUAAUGAUAUGGAAGCCCGGGCACUGGAUUUCUUUAAAGCCCAGGUAGCACCCGUCCUUUCGCAGCACUCCAGCAAGCAGUUCUGGAACAUACUCGUCUCCCAGGUCGGUCAGCAGCAGCCAGCAGUGCGCCAUGCUCUCGUCUGCAUAGGGUCGAUGUACGAGGGGCUGGGUGACAAUGGCCACAGACUCUUAACGACAUCCAGGGAGACCUUUGCAAUCACUCAGUAUAAUUUGGCGUUGAAGGAAUUAAUCUCCGCAGCCGGUGACAAGAACAUGACUUUACUCGUCUGUCUGCUGUUCAUUUGCAUAGAAACAUUGCGUGGAAACAAGAACAUGGCCAUCGAACACUGCCGGCAUGGUAUCACAAUCUGCAAUAGCAUACCCAAAGGGCUAUCCGGCUGGGCGGGACAAGAACUGAAACCGAUAUUCCUGCGCCUCGCCACAUUCCCGUAUUUCUUUGGCGUUGAGACCUGUGACUUCCCAGAGCCUCUCGGUCUGGUCUCAGACCCGAUGGCCGUGGACGUCACGGCCGCGGAGAGGAACACGGCCUGGGACUGGUUGGUAAACCGGACGGCCCGGCUGAUCCGGCUGGGCCUCAGCCAUCGUCAAGGCCCUCUACGACAAAUUCCAAAGCCGGACGACUUGUACGAAGAGCAACGGCGUAUCUGUCGAGCAUUAGGCCCGUGGCGGAAUUACUACAAAGGCCUCAGGCUACAAGGCUCUCUGAGCCUGGAGGAGAUGCUCUCCAACUUGUUCGAUGAGAUGAAAUGCAUCGCUGGAACUAUAUGGGCGUCGUGCUGCUUGAGCAGCAACGAACUGGUCUACGACAAAUAUCUCGAUGACUUCGAGGAGCUCGUAUCUCUGGUCCAACAGCUCGUCGGCCUCACGGCAGAACAGAGCGGACCGAGGGGAAAGUUUAUUUUCGAAAUGGGGUUCAUGCCCUACCUUUAUUUCACAGUCCUCAACUGCCGACGACUGGACUUGAGACUCGCUGCGCUAAGACACAUGCCGCUCGUUGGACACGAGCGUGAGAACCUUUUCAGUACGAGGAGUUGCUACUACACCGGUAUACGCGUCGUCGAGCUAGAGCACGGUAUAAGCCUUGAUCCCGAGCGACCAGAAGUCCCAGGCGACGUCGAGGCACCGCUGCCAGAAGAUCAAUUCCGCGUCAGGAGUGCAGACAUCACGGACGAGGUGGACAUCCGCCUUGAUGACGACAGUAAUGAACUCGAAUACAGGAAGGUUUUCUUCUGGAUCAAACCUGAAGGCAUUACUCCAGGCUUCACGGAAUGGUUGAGGAUAGGGUCUUUUCCUCCCAGCACACAGACGAGGACGCCAGCGUCAGGUUCAGUGGGGGCAUCUGGACAACAGUCUUCAAGCCCAAAUUCGGUCUAAAAAAACAUUUUUAUUCUGGGAUUAUGCUCUUCGGUGUUGAGGGGCCGGGUGGGUGCGACAAAAUGUCCUCAAAUGCCAGUGUCUGCUUGGCUGGCGCAAGUCACGCUCGCUUUGGUUACAGCGACAUAGAAUUCACACGACUCAGUAAAGAAAUCAC
This is a messenger RNA of Diaporthe batatas, 1950 nucleotides long. RefSeq lists its product as uncharacterized. The record is from RefSeq and is a predicted model, not a curated record. The transcript has 3 exons. Gene Ontology annotation, biological process: regulation of DNA-templated transcription. The coding region runs from base 162 to 1793 and encodes 543 amino acids. Gene Ontology annotation, molecular function: DNA-binding transcription factor activity, RNA polymerase II-specific; zinc ion binding. Lineage: Eukaryota; Fungi; Ascomycota; Sordariomycetes; Diaporthales; Diaporthaceae.